Molecule: messenger RNA, 3572 nt
Organism: Hypomesus transpacificus
Lineage: Eukaryota; Metazoa; Chordata; Actinopteri; Osmeriformes; Osmeridae
Gene: plekhf2
Product: pleckstrin homology domain containing, family F (with FYVE domain) member 2
Exons: 3
Coding region: 211-975 (254 amino acids)
Molecular function (GO): phosphatidylinositol binding; metal ion binding
Source: RefSeq, a predicted model, not a curated record
CGCCACCCCAACUGCUACCCAGCUACUGUACUCAACGUAGCCAUAUUGUUGUUACUUUUAAGGCAACUAGCGAGAGAUCCGCUGUAUGCGGACGGCAAGAUAGGGGCUUUCAAUUUUGGAAUACACGGAGCAAUAAUUAACUCAUAAGUUAAUAGCCAAAGAAGUUACAGUCGGGUAAGUCUCCCCAGACAAUAAUAGUUUACACCAGACAUGUUAACAGGCAAGACUAAGAUGGUGGACCGGCUGGCGAACAGCGAGGCCAACUCCAAGCGCAUCGGGGUAGUGGAGGGCUGCUUCGGCGCGGCAGGUCAGCCGCUCGCCAUCCCAGGCCGCGUGCUCAUCGGCGAGGGCGUGCUCACCAAGCUGUGCCGCAAGAAGCCCAAGGCGCGCCAGUUCUUCCUCUUCAACGACAUCCUGGUAUACGGCAACAUCGUCAUCCAGAAAAAGAAGUACAACAAGCAGCACAUCAUUCCGCUGGAGAGCGUCACCAUCGACACGGUGCCGGACGAGGGGGAGCUGCGUAACGGCUGGCUCAUCAAGACACCCACCAAGUCCUUUGCCGUCUACGCCGCCACCGCCACCGAGAAGUCCGAGUGGAUGAGCCACAUCGGCAAGUGCGUCGGCGACCUUCUGGAGAAGAGCGGCAAGGCGCCAACCGGAGAGCACGCCGCGGUCUGGGUGCCCGACUCAGAGGCCACCAUCUGCAUGCGCUGCCAGAAGGUCAAGUUCACGCCCAUGAGCCGCCGCCACCACUGCCGCAAGUGUGGGUUUGUGGUGUGCGGGCCGUGCUCGGAGAAGAAGUUCUUGCUGCCCAGCCAGUCGUCCAAGCCGGUGCGUGUCUGCGAGUUCUGCUACGUGCAGCUGAGCUCGGGGGGCAGCCUGGGUGUGCGUUCAGACUCCUACAGCAGAUACGGCCCCAAGUACAACAGCAACAACAUGUCGGACGAGGACGACGAGGACGACAGCAGUGACUGAGGAUGCAUCCCUUCCACCUUGUUCUUGUUUUUUUGGGGGGGGGGAAAUAUUCUAUUCAUUACUUUGGGGCUUUGUCUCAUUUAUUAUUGGUUUUCUGAUGAAGUUCCACAGGAGUCUCCAACUGUGACAGUGAUGUUAACAUGUCGUGUAGUUGGAUUGGUAAACAUCUGAACACUAGGCAUAAACUGACUGCUUCCUAAAAUGACACUUUUGCUUCACAGUCCAUUCUUCCUGUAAUUAAUUACUAAUCAAUUGUCCUCACUACAAGACAGAAAGACACCCUAACUGUCCUUAUCUUAUUCCGUCUACAAUCUUUUCCUGUAGUAUUGACAUGUAUUUUUCUACAGAUGGAGUGCUAAAGUCCUUAAAUUAUGCGAACCAUUGUUGUGGUGAAAAGCAAAUGUUUGGCUGAGUGUCAAUGGGUAAGCUAUACAUAUUUCAGGUAAUAUACCAAACAGUGCAUUUAUUCACUAGUUUCUUCAGGAUUUUUCUACCCUCUAUUUUACCCUACACUCAAUAUUUGUCUUUAAAGCAGAACCGAAGGGCCCUCAUAUUAACAAAUAACUGAAAUGUAUGCAAAAUCCUGGCUUGUGUAGUCAGCCUUACUAGUUGUUGGUUUUGUAGAUUUGCUUAUGACAGAUCACCUCAUGCUUUGUGAACAAGCCUUCUUUUGGGUGCGAGAAAGAGACAGAAAUUGAGUGUAGCAAGUAAUAAAGAAAUUGCAGUUCAUCUGCCAACAUUGGCAUGAUUACACAGAAUAUUAAACAAUUCCGGCAGUAAGCUGUCCCAAAAAUGUACUUGCCUUCAUGUCACAUAGUGCCUCUACAGUGAAGAGCUAGUUGUAAUUUUGUAGCUAUGAAAUUUACAUUUCUAGGUAUCUUAUUAUAUGUGAGUGCUGUAUUUUAGCAGUAUAAGUACAGUAGUAAAAUGGAUUUAGGGCAAAGUGUAUAUUCCGAUAAUGUGCAUAUUUCGAGUGUUAUUUUUUUAUGGAGUCAAUGUCUCUUUCAUGUUCUUUUUAAAUUAUGGAUGGAACUUGUCACCAAUACGUUAUACAAAGCUUUAUAUAGUUCCGUGCUGCAAAUGGUUCUUCCUUGCUCAGUUUUGUGACAGACUUCUUGGUUGAGUUUGGUUGUUGUUUUCUUGACUGAGACUGGCUGACAGCAACAAUGAGGAAAUCAUCCCAUUGUCUUCCAGCCACUGUUGUCACCUCGACAUAAAACUGCUUCCUAACAUGACCUUUAGAGGUCGAAGGUUAAAGCUUGUACAGAAAACACCUCAGCAACCCCCCUGUACAGCAGAACUCUAAAGAAAAAACAAUUAAAACAAAAAGACCUAAACGUAAACUCUCAAAUAAUCUGUUGGUCACUCCCCUUUAUUUCAACGUAAACACACACGUGCUAAAGAUUCCCCUGCCGCUUAACCAGGAAGUGAAACGCUCCAUAGAGGAACAGUGGAAAAACUACCCACCACCAACCUUCAGUCUACUGCUAUGCUGCUGGGAAGUGAAUGUGAAAGGCAAUACCAAACUCAGUUAUUUUACUGGCUCUGCUGAAGAGAGCAGAGUCUCAUGGCUUCCACUCUGGGUCAAGGUUUCUCUUCCGCUUCCUCCAUGUGUUUCCUCUGAUUGGCUCCCGGUUUGGUGGUCUUUACACUUACAACGAUCAGGUGGUAGACACCUCGUAAAGGAAUUAUUGACGUUGUAUAUUUUCUUGUACACAGACACAAAAUCAAGCUCUUUUUUCUUAUAGACCUCUGGCAAUAGGACAAGAUGAUCAAUGCUUCUGAUUUUGGAUUUGUGACCACUUGGUUGUCUUUAAUUUUCAGACAUCCUCAAAAAUACUUCUCGGCUAAAUCUCAAAGAUAUUUGUGAAACUGGUACCCUUACAGAUUCAUUCUGGCACAUUUGUCUUUGAAAUAAUAAAUCCAUGCAAUACUACAUACUUGAGUUCCCAAAUUAUAUUUUUCAAGGAUUUUGCUCAAUUUUUAAUUACUCUUUGUUUAAAUCUUGUUCAAUUUUUGAACAAUUGUACAGUUUUUUUAUUUUAUUUUGUACAUUCAUGUCGAUGUUAAAACAAUGCUGUUUCAGGUCUCCUUGUGCUCAUGUCGCCCACAAUUUUGGCGACCGGAUAAAUCAUCAGCACUUUACUCUCUCUUUGUCCCUUUUGAGAAGGGGUCAUAACCCGGAGCAGCAUUAUGAUAGACCAGAAACACUGACAGGAAUGGCCGUGACAUCAUCUCUGAAGGGUGAACGAAACCUGGGCAUAAACACAACCUGAGAUUUAGAUUGCAACCUAAUGAGAAAAAAAACGGUUAGUUUCUUUUGCAAAGAUAUAGGAGGGUAAUGUGAGAUUUAAAGAAAAGUGCACCAUUCUCCAAACAAGCUUGUUUUCCUCAUUUAAGGGUUUUUAAACCACUUGAAUGGAGUUUGAGUUCUUUUGUUUGGUAUUGGGUAGUAAAUCAUUUGUGAUAUUUUCUUAAAAUGUUUGUUUAAAUCUUCUCAAAAGGGCUAUAACCUGAAUGUAAUCCAGCAUAUCAUCCAUAGAUACUAAUCUAUUUUUUCCCUCUGAAGUCAUUAUAUAAAUAAUGUAUUGCCUAAA